UAUAGAAGAAGUCAUAAGUACAAAUGGCCGCCUUUACAGUAACAUGAAAUAACAAACGCGGUAUUGCUCAUUAUUACAAAAAGAAAGUAAAUUUGUGAUAAAUUAAUGAGGAAAUUAGAUGCAAGGGAGCCGUGGGGGGCUGACAAGUUGGAGGCUGAUUUGGAAGCAGCCCGGGAUAAUCUCAGAGGCUUGGAUCGAAAUAUUCGAAAAAUCCUUGGCCGGGACCUGCCCGAUGGAGAAACUGGACCUCUACAACCGCCGCCGAGGCUUUCACAGAAACGACCACCACACGAUGAUAGACGUCGAACAGUGGUGGAUUCGUCAAAUAAUGAACAUGUAGGUAAUAAAAGGCGAUGGCAGGGCGGACCAGGAGAACCUAAAACAGUUUUCAGUCGCUUAAGUGCAAGGGUGCCUUCAAAUCCCGACGACAGUGCCGAUGAAGAUGAUGCUUUUAUUAAGGAAAUCGAGAGAAGAGAGAAGGCCUUGGUGGAGGAACUCGAAAUGAUAGAGGGACAAAUCGGUUUGGGAAAACAGCAAAAUUUCGAUAAUCCUCCGUUUUCCGUGACCGAGGAGGAGCCUCAGUCGAUGAAGGAGGGCGAGGAGGAGAACCGGGAUCCCAAUCCGGACAAGAAAAACGGGGAGCUCGAGAUGGAGCUCAAUCUCUCGCCAAUUGCGAAACUCGUCGAUCCGGGACUUACGACAAUAGGAAGUGAGGAGUCGCGAAAAGAGGAAGAGCAGGAAAUGGAAGCGGCGGAGCAUCUUCAAGAAGAGGAAACUGACGGCUAGCAAAACUACUGUAAGAUUGUUAUAUUGUACAUACAUCCAUUGUGUAUACUUACUAUUCAAAAUUCGAGUAUAAAUUCUUAAAUUUUUUUUAUAAUCAAAGUUAUUAAACGAUUGUAAUAUUUACAGUGUAAUAUGUAGUAUGUAUUAUUAUUAUUUUUUUUUUAUUAUUAAUAUUAUGAUUAUGAUUGCUAUUA
Molecule: messenger RNA, 980 nt
Organism: Belonocnema kinseyi
Lineage: Eukaryota; Metazoa; Arthropoda; Insecta; Hymenoptera; Cynipidae
Gene: Pnn
Exons: 3
Coding region: 106-786 (226 amino acids)
Source: RefSeq, a predicted model, not a curated record